Molecule: messenger RNA, 2566 nt
Organism: Tachyglossus aculeatus (Australian echidna)
Lineage: Eukaryota; Metazoa; Chordata; Mammalia; Monotremata; Tachyglossidae
Gene: HLF
Product: HLF transcription factor, PAR bZIP family member
Exons: 4
Coding region: 66-989 (307 amino acids)
Biological process (GO): regulation of transcription by RNA polymerase II
Cellular component (GO): nucleus
Molecular function (GO): DNA-binding transcription factor activity, RNA polymerase II-specific; RNA polymerase II cis-regulatory region sequence-specific DNA binding
Source: RefSeq, a predicted model, not a curated record
GCGCCCCCGGUGCGGCCCCCCGCGGGCCCCGGAGGGCGGGGUGGCCCAUCGCCCCGGCCCGCCCCAUGGAGAAGAUGGCCAGGCCGCUGCCCCUGAACCCCACCUUCGUCCCCCCCAGCUACGGGGUCCUCAAGUCCCUGCUGGAGAACCCCCUGAAGCUGCCGCUGCACCAUGAAGACGCGUUCGGGAAAGACAAGGACAAGGAGAAGAAGCUGGACGACGACGACGGUGGAGGCGGGGGCGGUUGCGGGGGCGGAGGGGGCAGCGGGGGUCCCGCGGUGCCCCAGUCCGCCUUCCUGGGCCCGACCCUCUGGGAUAAGACCCUCCCGUACGACGGAGACACCUUCCAGCUGGAGUACAUGGACCUGGAGGAGUUCCUGUCCGAAAACGGCAUCCCCCCGAGCCCCGCCCCGCACGACCACGCGCCCCCACCUGCGGCCCACCAGCAGGGACCCUCCGUCGUGGACGCGAGCGGCCGCGCCAACGCGGCCCUGCACCCCGCCGGCCUCGGGACCACCCACGGCUGCCUGCCGGGCCCCGGACGACCAGGGCAGAUUUUAGCAUCAAGCCGCAACACGCCGAGCCCCAUAGACCCCGAGACCAUCCACGUCCCGGUGGGCUACGAGCCCGACCCGGCCGACCUGGCCCUGUCCAGCAUCCCCGGACAAGAGGUCUUCGACCCGCGGAAGCGCAAGUUUUCGGACGAGGAACUCAAGCCACAGCCCAUGAUUAAGAAAGCGCGGAAGGUCUUCAUCCCCGAAGACCUGAAGCAGGAUGACAAGUACUGGGCGCGGCGCAGGAAGAACAACAUGGCGGCCAAGCGCUCCAGGGAUGCCCGGCGGCUGAAGGAGAACCAGAUCGCCAUCCGCGCCUCCUUCCUGGAGAAGGAGAACUCCGCCCUCCGCCACGAAGUGGCAGACCUACGCAAGGAGCUGGGCCAAUGCAAGAGUGCCCUGGCCAAAUACGAGGCCCGACACGGGCCCCUGUAGUGGGCCCAGGAGGAGGGGUCAUACAGGGUCCACCAGGCGCCCGGACGGCUGGAUAGCAAAACCCCCACUCGAUAGCCCCCCGCCCUUGGCCGACCAUCCCGGAGUCAGCACUUUACCCAAAGCAGACGCGCAGCGGUGGACUGUCCCGGAACCUCCCACUUUUUCAAAUCCCCAGGCUUCCCCGACCCCCUUUUUCAUCACAAGCAUGGGCGGCCCACCUUUUUAACGCGUCAUCUGCCGCGGCCUUCCUGCCCCCUCCCUCAACCCGUCCCCCUUCACGCUAGAUAUCGGUUCCCUCCCACCCCCGUCCGCUCAGCUAUCGGGGAGAACCCCAGCCCCAGAGGCAGAUCUCAGUUUGAAGGGAGCAAGCCAUGGUUGACGUGUCCGGUCAGAUGCGACGACGUGCGAAUCAGGUGCCCAAAAUAACUCCGUCCCACCAGAUUCACUCCUAGCUUGCUCUCCUCAGACUCCAUCUUCAGAUUCCAAUGCCCUUCCACCCACUGGGUCCCACGUUCUCCCCAUCGGCUAAGUUUCCUUCGGAUUUCACCAUCUCCAGGUAGGUCAGAGAUCCCAGAGUGCCCGUCCGCACGCGGAAACCAGGAGCCUGUCGGGCACCGGAGCAUGUUGGCCCCUGAUUAUCUGUAAAGGACACCGGCCCAGGCCCUCAUCCUUGCAAAUAUAGAGAGAAGAAAACGUUGACGCAUGCCAAAACACUCCCACCCCCCAGUUUCCUGGGACCCCCUGGCCCUCCAGAGCACAGCCCGCCGACCUAUCCCUUGCUGGUGGGAAGAGAGGGCUGAACCCAAGUCAGACAGAACGGAACCAAAAAACAAGUAAAUGAAAAAAAAAAAACCCAACAACCAGGUCCCCUGCUCUGGACGUUGAAAGCAGUUCCAAAGCUCCAGGCAAUUCCAGGACCGACUCUUGUUUUUCACUUCUGUAACAUAUUUUAUGUAGAUAGCUAUUGCUGCUUUUUUUUUUUUUUUUUUUAAAUAAUUCCAAUUCAGUUCGCAAAGUCCCUGUUUCGCAAAGCCCCCGGUGAAGGCCAUUUUGAAAUGGGUCCAAAAGGGACGGUUCUGGAAUUGACCCCCUCGCUGUCGCACCUUUGCUUGCUGUCGGACGCGUUCUGCGAGAACGCGGGCUCUGGAAGAAUGAAUGUAAGAGACGUUGGAGAAUCCCAGACGGGGUUGGUGUUGUCACAAACUGUGCUUAAUCCAAUCCAGUUCAAUGUUUACUAGAGACCAAAAGGAGAGAUUAUAAAGUUGUGUAAUGUUUAUACAGAGUAAUUAUAGGAAGUCCUUUUUGUACAGUAUUUUUCAGAUACAAAUACUGACUAUGUAUUUUGAAAGACAUAUAUUAUAUAUAGCGAAGAGAAAAGGAAAAAUAUUUCGUGUUUUGAAACUCUAUAGCAAAGAUAUAUAUUCACCGAUGCUGUACAGAGAAGAACCACUUUGGAGACUUUUUUUUGAAAUCUUUCCUAUUUUAAGCCUGUCACCCACCACUCCCCAGCCCCCGACCCCAGCAUGGUUUCUGCUUGAAAUUAAAAUGGAGGUUGCGAGGCUUUCCAUCGAGUCGCA